UGAACCAAACAAGACCCAUUGUAAUUGUGAAUACGAUAACAGACCCCCUUUUGGGGCGUGAUAAGGUGCGUGGUUUGAAAAGCCCGUCUUAUCGCAUUUGUAUGCCGUGACGCAGUCCUUGUUUUAUUGGAUGUAUCUCUUUGUAUCCACUCUAUUCUCUCUCUCUUCCUUUUUCUCUUUCUCCUCGUCGUCCGUCAUUCAUCCCGAGAUGUCAGACGUUGAAGAAAUACCUCCUUACGGCUCCAGGCAUCUUCCUUUUUUCCACCAACUCUCUUUAUUGGAUUCCACCUCUGGAUCAUCCGUCUCCGUUCACGCUCCACUUUUUUUAGUCUAAAUGGCCGCCUCCUUUCUUCUCCAGCUGGGUUUGUUGACACACAGUCAAUCCUGGACACUUUCACCCCCCUUUUAACUGCCCCUCUUGUACCCGUUCCCCUUCCCUGAGCCAUAAAGCUGCCACAGCUGUGGGCUGUUGAACGAAAGUGGAGGGGGGGACAUUAAAUAUAUUACAACCAUUAGCUUUGUUGGGGCCUGACGGUUUUAAUACAUCGAAGCUUUUUACGUCAACCAAAGGGAGGACACAAAAGAGCUCUGCUGUGUUUUAAUUACAUUUUAAAUAUAGCAAUGAAAGCCGUGACUGGACCUUAUAAUGUGGAAUCCCAAAGAUAAAGGAAAACAAAGAGCAAAUCAUAGAGAAUGGGAUCAACAUGAGCAAGGCGAAGUCGAGAAGGGUCAUUCAGCCAAACGUCACCAGGGUGACUCGCAGUGCCAUUGCCAAUCCUCAGAUGGACACCCCACACAUUAAACCUUCUGCUUCAGGACUGGUCAACGAUCUCAGCCUCAUGACAGUGAGUGAACAGCAGACCUCUACACGGAAAGGGAAGUCCUCAAAGGUCUGUAAUGCACCUCACAGCACUAAGCCAGCUCUCUCUCCAACACCUGUCGGCCCACAUGGAGCUCUGGGGACGAUAGGCAGGUUGAUGAAACUCGGCCGUGUGCGAAACAUUGUGGUGGUUGCCGGUGCAGGUAUCAGUACAGCCAGUGGAAUACCAGACUUCAGGACACCAGGCACAGGUCUUUACGCAAACCUCGCAAAGUAUGACAUCCCCUACCCAGAGGCGGUCUUCAACAUAGACUACUUCUCCGACAACCCUCAUCCUUUCUUCUCAUUGGCAAAGGAUCUGUACCCCGGACACCAUCGUCCCAACUACGUCCACUAUUUCAUCCGUAUGCUGCAUCAGAAGGGUCUGCUGCUCCGCAUGUAUACUCAGAACAUCGAUGGACUUGAAAAGUUGUGCGGUAUCCCAGAUGACAAGCUCGUGGAGGCUCAUGGGAGUUUUGCGACCGCUGCCUGCCACCUUUGCUAUACACCAUAUCCUGCAGAGGAGGCCAAGGAAGCUAUAAUGAAUGGCAACAUUCCCAUCUGUACGUUUUGUGCUGGAGCUGUCAAACCUAACGUUGUCUUUUUUGGGGAAGAUCUGCCAGAAAAGUACUUUCAGCAUGCGGAAGAUUUCCCAAAAGCAGACCUUCUUAUGAUCAUGGGCACCUCUUUAAAGAUCGAGCCAUUUGCCAGUCUCAUAAACACUGUUAAGUCCACAGUACCUCGUCUGCUGCUGAACCGUGAUCCAGUCGGGCCCUUUGAACGGCGGCCCUUGAGGAGGGGUGACUACAUGGAGCUAGGAGAUCUUGUAGAUUCUGUCCAAAAACUUGCUGAGAUCCUGGGGUGGCAUUCUGAAAUCCAACAUUUGAUGAACUGCCAUGAAAACGGGCUGAGUUAUAACACUGACCUCAACAGCAGUGAAAACAGUGACUCCUCAGAGACCGACAGCAAGAGCUCAGAGUCAUCUGGACCAAGUAACUGAUAUCAUAUAUACUAAUACAAUAUAUCCUGCAAACAGAGUUCAGUACCUACAGUGAUAUUUAUGUAAUUCUUUUGUGAAUGUCUUAAAUGUUCUGUGGUGCGUUUUUAUUUUUUUCAUCUAGACUGUAUAUGAUGUAUAUCUGAGGUGGUUAACCAAUGGCCAGGUUUGUCUCUAGAUCGGGGCUAAGCUGUCUAAAAAAUAGUUAAAGGGAUAGUUCACCCAAAAAUGAAAAUUGUCGUCAUUGACUCACUCUAAUGUUGUUACAAACCUGUUUAAAUUUCUUUGUUCUGAUGAACACAAAGGAAGAUAGUUUGUACAAUGUUUGUAACCAAACCGAUCAUGAGCCCCAUUUACUAGGAAAAAAAAAAAAAUACUACGCAAAUGGUUUGGUUACAAACAUUCCUCAAAAUAUCUUUAUUUGUGUUAAUCGGAACAAAGAAAUUUAUACAGGUUUGUAAUGACAUGAGAGUGAGUAAAUAAUGACAUAAUUUUUGGGUCAACUAUCCCUUUAAAGAUAUCUAAAUUGUAGUUGCAGCUUUUUUGAAUUUAAAACCCACAUUUGUGGACAUCUUAAGCACUUAUAUUUUGUCUUUUGAAAUACAUUCAUGUGUAUAUUGCGUGUUUCAGUAGAUCAUUUUGAAGACUUUAUUCUGCACAUCGCUAAUGGGACGUUAAAGAAUAGUUUUAGGGAUUUCGGCCACUUUAAUAAUGUUCACAUUUUAUUAGGCCCUUUAAGAUAUACAAACUCGUAGCACUUAAUAAAGCAAUAUAUGAUAAUCCUUAAUUGCUAGAUACGCUCAUUUAAAAACUUAAGAUUUUAAUGUAUUCAAAGUGAAGGUGACUAUGGUUGAAAAGAGGAAAUGUGAAAGUGUUACAGAUUGGAGAUUGAAGUUUAUAUGUACACUGUUUAUAUGUACAGUGUACAUGUACUGUAUGUAAUUGUUUGCUCGGGUCAUUGGGGAGCUGACCAGUCUUGGCUUAGCCACAGUGAGAAGACAGUGCUUAAUUAGCAUGAGAGGCGUGACCUCCCAAGUAUGCAGUGCCCCUACUGUGUGUUUUCACAGGCAGUGCAGUCUACAAGCGGGACCUCCCACCCCCAAAACUCUAAUAAAUGUCUUUGCUCGGCAACAAUGAACCCCAAUAUCCUGCUGCUGUGUUUGGAAGAGCGUGUGAGGUUCUGUAUAUGAGAAUGGUUGUAAAUGCAAUUUUCAUUUUGCACAGGAUCAGUGAAGUAGGUGGUAAUCACACUGUGAUCGAAUCUGUUUAUGUCCUUUAGGGAUUCUUAUGUGCGUUAACAUUUGAAUCCAUAUAGUAAUUUUGUAUUCCUAGUUUGAUAUGUUUGCGCUGGUCAGAGUUUCAGUAAUGUUUACCAGCUGUCUUUCAAAUGUUAUUAAUAAAUAAAGCUUGCAUUUUUACUGUGAAUGGGACCAUCUGGCAGGUCAGCAAAAUAUGUUCAUAUAGAAAUUAAGUAUCUUUUUGUCAUUUGUAAAUGGUUUUAAUAUUAAAACGCUAUUUUUAUGUUUAUUACAUGUUGUUAGAAAUCACAGUAUUUAAUAAAAGUAUAUUCAAAUGUUAUUUCACAUUUUGCGUUUUGUCUUGUAUACUUUGGACCGCUUGGCUGUAGACAAAUACUAUUUGACUUGGCACCAAUAUAUCCAUACACGAAUUUAGGCUUCAAUUUUACUUCUAUUACUAAUUAAGAAAUAUGGAUUGGAUUCAAUAUCUACUGUAAUUGUCUUCAUACUGAAGUGCCAUAUUUAAUGUAAUAUGAGACCAGUACUUAAAGGUAUAUUGUGUAACGUUUAGAGAGAUCUUUUGGCAGAAAUGCAAUAUAAUAUACAUAACUAUGUAGAGGGUAUGCAUUGACGUCACUUUUCCACGUGACCACGCCGGAACUCGCCCUGUUGAGUGGCAAAACAUUUCACCUGAUUGUUUCUGUAUAUUGUCUAUUGUGUUUAUUGUAUAUGUGGAUACUGUAUGUCUACUUUUUUUGUGUAUGUUCUGUACGUUCUUGCAAUAAAAAAAUAAAAAA
Molecule: messenger RNA, 3891 nt
Organism: Paramisgurnus dabryanus
Lineage: Eukaryota; Metazoa; Chordata; Actinopteri; Cypriniformes; Cobitidae
Source: RefSeq, a predicted model, not a curated record